AUGUCAACAAUUGAUCCCAAAGUUGAAACUGGGAAAUUGUUAACAAAAGAAGGUGCAGGUCCUUCGAAGAAGUGUAGGACUACAAAGAAGCCUGAGAUUAUUAUUCCUGAGCAAACUGUUAAAGAAAUGAAGACAUCAAAGUCUCCAAAGACGAAGGCUGAUGAGGUAGUUUCAAAAGCUAUUAUACAACCUGUUGUUACAGAGCCACCUUCAGUUACCAUUCGUUCGAAAACUGGAGUUUUUCGCAAAUUAAAGCUGAAGUAUGGUGGUUCUCCUACUUCAAAUGUGGUUCGCAAGCUUCAUCUUACUCAUCAAGGAGUACUUAUGCGCGAAGUCCCAUCUCCAGUUUCUCCUCACUCAAAGAAACGAAGGGUUGAGGAUAUGGCAAAGAAGAUUUCUAAGAAGAAGAAGAAGACAAAGAAGAGGUGGCUAGUCAUUCCAACUGAAUCAUCUGAAGCAGAACAAUUGCCUAGGACACCUGAACCCAAACCUAUUAUACAACAUACUUCUCCUGAGAAGACAGUUGUCAUACCACCCAAAGUUUCUACUACCAAAUCAUCUUAUAAGGAGGUACAAACUUCAGACAUCACUGCAAACGUAUAUGAUACGGGUGCAAAUGUCAUCAUGGGUGAAGGAGAUUUAACGAAGGAAACUACUCAAUACUAA
Molecule: messenger RNA, 666 nt
Organism: Lactuca saligna
Lineage: Eukaryota; Viridiplantae; Streptophyta; Magnoliopsida; Asterales; Asteraceae
Source: the annotation of a GenBank genome assembly